AUGAAGUUGAUCCUCCUUUGUCAGCACUCCUCGUCACCUUUCAUCAUCCUCUCAUUCUUCACUCGUCCUUCUUGUUGUUUUGGUCUCACUGAUAGGCUUUCUUGGGCGCAUCAUGCUCGUGAAAUUGCCUUACGGUUUUACCUAAGCCCCCUCUCUUGGAGACAACACCAUCUGGCGCUUGGCACUCGAUCGCAUCGCGGUAACACGGGCUUACUUAAGCUACCGAAGCGUCCGCGUGUUUACGGCAUCGACAGGGGAGGGCCUGCCCGCAGAGCCCGCCGCAAUUUACGCGACCAAACCCGUGACGGGUACUCGAGGCAAGCCGAGGAGACAAGUGAACAGUUGUGGUUCGAUCUGUGGCAAAAGCCGGGAGACGGUCGAAAGGCGAGAGGCCCGCGCCUUUUCACAAGCGAGAUUGAUAAAAGCGCAUCAUUCCUGGGCCUGGGAACCCGGCGCGGCGACGCCUGCAGGGAGAAAAAUAUUGCCCCGUCGUCGCCGCUAAUCAGACUCAACUGGGUAUCCGUACAAUCCACAGACCAAAGGUACCCAGAUAAACUCCAUUUGUACCUGCUAUCAGGCGCAUUGAAGCACCGCAUGCACCGGGCGCGCAAGUCACUCCAUGAAACCUCGAACCAACUCGCCACCAGUCUCCCGACGUCCUCUUACUCACUACCAAACUACCUACUACGCAUACUACUAAUUACAGCUCGCCCUGCUGCUGCUCUGCUCCGUCUCAGCCCUGUGCUGUGCUUCGCUCUCUGCUUUGACAUCCUCCACCCUACCACCAUCCACCCACCUACCUGCCACAGGCAACCCCCAAGGAUUGGCAUCUCAUAUAUCCAACUUCCGUCCGCUCCUUACAAACCGCCUCACCCGCCACACGAACCCGUCACUCCCUACUUUCUUAUUUCAAUCUGCGUUCCUCCGAUUCUUCGCCUUGAGACGCACGCGAGCAUACAUCUCAAUUCUUCUCUGACCGACGCAAUCGCUAAUCCCACCACAUCCGAACCGACCGAGUAA
Colletotrichum lupini is the source of this 1020-nucleotide messenger RNA. RefSeq lists its product as uncharacterized. The coding region runs from base 1 to 1020 and encodes 339 amino acids. NCBI's taxonomy places the organism in Eukaryota, Fungi, Ascomycota, Sordariomycetes, Glomerellales, Glomerellaceae. The record is from RefSeq and is a predicted model, not a curated record. The transcript has 6 exons.